AUGGACAAUGAAGUUUCAUUUCUAAAUGGAGUUCUGGAAGAUGAGUGCAUGUCAAUAGGAAAAAAUGGAAUGAAGAUAAUUUUGCGAGGAGAACUCGAGAGAAACCUCUUAGACAGUUUAAAAGCUCUUACUCUCGGCUUUGNUUCGGAUGUAUUUGAAUAUGAAAUUCUAAAAAAGGUUUCGAAUAUAGAGAAACUUGUGGUGUGUGAUGGUUCUUUCAAGGAGAUGUUCUGUCGUGAAAGUCNUGAUAAUGUGUUACAACAACUGAAAGUAUUACGGUUGGAGUCUCUUGGAAAGCUGACGCAAAGGGAAUCACGGAUUGAUCUCAAAAGGAAACCAGAAUUAAAUGACAUAUGGCGUGGCUCACUGUCUAUACCCAACUUUUGUUUAAGUAAGUUGGUCACAUUGAUUGUGGACGACUGCCAGUUUUUAUGGGAUGCAGUGCUACCCUUCCAUUUACUUCCUUUAUUACCUAAAUUGGAAACCUUGGAAGUUCGAAACUGUGAUUCUGUCAAAACCAUAUUUGAUGUCAAUCCUUCAACACAAGACACAUUAGUUACUCUUCCUCUAAAUAAUUUGGUUUUGUCGUACUUGCCAAAUCUGGAGAAUGUUUGGAACAAAGAUCCUCCUCAUGGAAUUUUAUGCGUGCAACAUUUAAAAAAAGUGCAUAUUAAGGAAUGUAAAAGCCUUAGAAGUGUGUUUCCAGCAUCUGUAGCCAAAGAUCUUGAACUUGAAGAUCUAGUAAUGGAAAACUGUGAGAGAUUGGUGACAAUUGUUGCAGAGGAUAAUACAGAUCCAAAUCUACAGCUUACGCUUCCCUGUCCCUACCUGAGAUCAUUGAAAUUAGGGAGAUUCCAAAAGUUCACGUACUUUUAUUACUGCUCACACAAGUCUGACAUUUAUACCCAUCUGGAAUCACCUACCGAAGAUCAACUUCCUAAUGAAAAGUGCUUGUCAUUAGGGGAAAAUGGAAUGAAGAUAAUUUUGCGAGGAGAACUCGAGAGAAACCUCUUAGACAGUUUAACAGCUCUUACUCUCGGUGUAUUUGAAUAUGAAAUUCUAAAAAAGGUUCCGAAUAUAGAGAAACUUGUGGUGUGGAAUGAUUCUUUCAAGGAGAUGUUCUGUCGUGAAAGUCCUGAUAAUGUGUUACAACAACUGAAAGUAUUACGGUUGGAGUCUCUUAGAGAGCUAGUUUCGAUUGGGUUGGAGAACUCUUGGACUCAUUCCUUUGUCGGAAAUAUAGAAAUCUUUGAAGUCAUUAAUUGUUGGAGUUUAGAGAACUUGGUAGCAUGCCCAGUGUCUUUCUCCAAUCUGACGUGUUUGAAAGUAAAACUUUGUGAUAGCUUAUCAUAUUUGUUGACAUCCUCAACAGCGAAGAGUUUGGGUAAACUCAAAAGAAUGGAGAUAACAUGGUGUGAGUCAAUUGAAGAGAUAGUGUGUAAGGAAGAUGGAAAGGAAUCAGAUGAGGAUGAGAUAAUAUUUCCGCAGCUCACUUCUUUGAAUCUUGAAUGUUUAUACAAUCUUAAAUGGUUCUACAAAGGGAGUUUAGGUUUCCCAUCCUUGGAGGAACUGUCAGUAGAAGAUUGCAACAAAAUGAUAAGUUUAUGUGUGGGAACUAUAGUGGGAGGCAGGAUGUGUGAAGUUAAAGUUGGUGAGUUCUCAGAGACUAUUCAAUUGGAAACGGAGCUCAACUCUACUAUGAGGAAGGAAUAUCUGAGAAAGAAACCAUCGUGGUAUUCGGAAAAGAGUCUUGAAUUGAGAGACAGGGCAGACCUACAAGAGAUAUGGUGUCUCUCACAGCAGAUACCCUUUCGUUUCACUUACUUGGAAACCUUGAUUGUGAAUAAAUGCAAAAUUUCAUCAGAUGCGGUGUUACCUUUCACUUUACUUCCUUUAUUACCCAAAUUGGAAACAUUUGAAGUUCGAAAUUGUGAUUCUGUCAAAACCAUAUUUGAUGUCAAAUGUGCCCAAGAGAUACUCACUUUUCCUCUGAAGAAAUUAGUUUUACGGAAGUUGUCAAAUCUGGAAACCAUUUGUAAUCAAGUUACAGAGGCUAAUCCAGCUCUUUCCUAUGUAACGUUUCCCAAUGUGACGUCAUUGGCACUAUAUGAUUUGCCCAACUUCAUUUAUGAUGAUGCAGCACCAACAUCUGAGCUGAUUAUACCCAACUUAGAGCAUCUGACAGUGGGUAGAAAUGAAUUAAAGAUGAUUGUGGACGGAGAAUUUCAGAAAAACCUUUUAUACAAGUUAAAAGUUAUCGGUGUGUGCUUUGAUAUUGAGUGUGAUGAAUUUCCGGAGUAUGGAUUUCUACAACAGUUGCCAAAUAUAAAAAGGCUUGUGGUGUGGAAUAGUUCAUUCAAGGUGAUCUUCUGUCAUCAAAGACCUAGUAAUAAUGAACUUCUAUUACAGCUGAAUGAAUUACGGUUGGAGUCCCUUGAAGGGUUAGUUUCCAUUGGAUUAGAAAACUCAUGGACUGAGCCCUUUCUCGAAAAUCUAGAAAAUUUUGAAGUCAUUACCUGUUCCAGUUUAAAAAACUUGGUAACAUGCAGAGUGUCUUUCUCAAAUCUGACAUGUUUAAAAGUAGAAAAUUGUGAUGGCUUAUCAUAUUUGUUCACAUCCUCAACAGCCAAAAGUUUGGGUCAACUUCAAAGAAUGAAGAUAAAAGAGUGUAAAUCAAUUGAAGAAAUAGUAUCUAAAGAAAGGGAGGAAUCAGAUGAGGAUGAGAUAAUAUUUUCGGAGCUCAGUUGUUUAAAACUUGAUACGUUAUUGAGUCUCCGAUGGUUCUACAGGGGAAGUUUAAGUUUUCCAUCCUUACAAAAAUUAUCAGUGAUAGAUUGUGAUGAGAUGGUAACUUUAUGUCCAAGUACGCUAAAAGCAGACAAGUUGUCUCGAGUAACAAUUGCAUACCUAGAAGUUAUUCCAGUGGAAACUGAUCUCUACACUACUAUGCAGAAGAAAUUUGGGAGAAAGGUAUGUGUUUAA
Molecule: messenger RNA, 2982 nt
Organism: Vigna radiata var. radiata (mung bean)
Lineage: Eukaryota; Viridiplantae; Streptophyta; Magnoliopsida; Fabales; Fabaceae
Exons: 6
Coding region: 1-2982 (993 amino acids)
Source: RefSeq, a predicted model, not a curated record